UUGAUAUUUUUUUCUUAGUCAGAUGAUGUAACCUGAAGGUUAAAGUGUUUCUUGACUCUUUAUUCAGAGACAUUGCUCCUUGUCCUUCCUCUGUUGGAUUCUCUUCUCAUCUGGUAUUAGGAAAGAUCAAAGCUUCUUCUUUCGAUUUCCUGAAACUGGGUAAACGAUGGGUAACGCGCUUACGUUUCUCUACGGAAAAUGCUGCAAACCCACUACGACGGAUGACUCUCUCGGGCCUCACGGCGUCUCCGCCGCUACCGUCGGUGUUUCAGCUCUCGCUCACGAUCUCUUCAACUUCGAGAUCACUUCUCAGGUUCCUGAAGGGCUUGGGAGGUAUGUUCAGUCGUCCAGAAAAGCUCAAGCAAACUGGUAUAGAAAGGUACUUGAGGCAUGGAAGCAAGCGAAACCUCCCCCACAGACGGCAGAUGAAGCUUCUAGGCUUGUUACUGAGAUCUUAAAAAGGAAUCAGAAAGCUGAUGUUGAGGGGCUUUUGUCUUUCUAUGGACUUCCUUUGCCUCACACUCUGGUUAUGCCUUCUACUGAAGCUCCUGUGUCGUUGCCUGAAGGGAUUCUAUUUGAAUUUCAAACGCUUCCGGUGGAUCCAAAAGCUGUGGCAGAUGGAGACACCAUCACAGUGUAUGUCAGUGCUUCAGAGCCGGUCGUGGCAUCUUCUGUGCCAAAGGAAGUUAAUCUUGCUGCGGUUCAAAGAUCAAAAGCACGCGAGAAGAGAAAUUACCCAAAAGCAGACGAACUUCACCAAAAGAUCAUCGAUUCUGGUUAUAGGGUACUAAAUAUUCAGAAUGAGGAAGUGCUUGCUCGGAAGUUCAGAAUAAGACUAAGGGGAAUAGACGCACCGGAGAGUCAAAUGCCGUUUGGAAAAGAGGCACAACAAGGUCUCCUUAAGAUUGUUCAAUGGAAAAGCUUGAAGGUGUUAGUUUAUGGAGAAGAUCAAUAUGGGCGUUGCGUAGGAGAUUUAUACUGCAAUGGGACUUUUGUACAGGAGGAAAUGCUAAAGAAAGGUCUUGCCUGGCAUUACUUAGCUUAUGAUAAGCGCAUGGUUCUCGCAAAGUGGGAAAAGGAGGCAAGGAAGAAGCGUAUUGGCUUGUGGGCUUCUUCAAACCCAGAGAAGCCAUGGGACUGGAGAAAGAACAAUAGGCGUGAGUAAACAAUUGACUCUGCUUGGAUAUAAACACAAACCAAGAAAGCAGCGUUUAAAACAAUCGAGAUUUAUGAUUAUUGAUGGGGUUUUCGAAUUCUACAAUCCCAUUCCAUUGUAAGAAGUGUGUAACUGUAAGUGGUGUGUACAUUUAUCCUACGGUUGAUGAAAGAUCAUUGAACCAAGUAGGGAAACUGAUGAAAGCAGUAAUGUUAUAAAAAUCAAAUCUCUCUCUUUUUUUUUUU
Molecule: messenger RNA, 1401 nt
Organism: Capsella rubella
Lineage: Eukaryota; Viridiplantae; Streptophyta; Magnoliopsida; Brassicales; Brassicaceae
Product: staphylococcal-like nuclease CAN2
Exons: 8
Coding region: 167-1165 (332 amino acids)
Cellular component (GO): cytoplasm
Source: RefSeq, a predicted model, not a curated record